UGGAGAGGUUCCUCGUGUGAGCAGUAAGGUUCAGCCUGGGACUUUCAGCUCUUUUUAUCCUUCUUUGCGUUUAAGGCCGACUGUAUUGUAUAUUCGCUAUGUUGCAAUUUCGUAGCAAUCACGCUACGACCGUCCUAAGGAUGGCUCAGGCUGAUGGUAAGGUCCUUGCUCUGGGGGUUUUGGCUGGGGCAGCGGGGAUCAGCCUGGCUGCUGCCUGGUACCAGAGCCGACGGGCUGUGGCCAGCAGUGCAGGGACAGGCACCUAUCAUCCAGGGCUUUACACCCGCAGCAAUGCAGGCAGUGUGGCACUGCAGGGGGGGCAGGCAGAGGUGCUGGAUCGGCUGGGAGCUCUGAUCCAGUGUGUGUCGGAGCUGAAGGAGGAGGUGAAGGCUCUAAAGGAAACUCUCCCGCAUCUUCAGGACCAUGUGAGGGAUGAGCUGAGGGGAAGGAUCGGGGCCCGUAAGGCCAGUCCUCUAAAUAGAACCACACCCACCAGGAGGAAGAGAGCCAGCGGAGUGACGAGAGCUGAGGGGCAGAGCUCAGAGGAGGCAGAGAGUGAAGGAGGAUAUAUGACUGCUCUGACAGACUCUGAAGAAGAGGAUCGCAAAGCUGAGGAGCCGCUGGACGACCUCACUGCCCUGUUACGGAGAGCAGAUGGACUGCAUGAGUGUAAAGGAGACAAAAAGAAGCAAGGCCUCUCCACUCUGCUGGAGAAAAAGGAGAAGUUUGAUCAGAAAUGUCAGUAUCUAUGGAGACUGACCAGAGCUUACGCUGAUGCGCAUGACUUGGCUGGAGAUUCUCUAGAAAAGAAGAAAUAUGCUGAAAAAGGGAAGCAAAUUGGAGCGCAAGCCAUUUCAGUGAAUCCAGUGUGUGCCGAAAGUCAUCAGUGGUAUGCUAUUCUGUGUGGACUUCUAUCGGAAUAUGAAUCUGUCCAGAGUAAGAUAAAGAAUGGUUACCUUUUCAAGGAUCAUCUGGAUAUAGCCAUUAAGCUGAAGCCUCAGGAUCCACUGUCUUAUUAUCUGCUGGGCCGGUGGUGCUAUGCUGUGGCUCAGUGCACAUGGAUUGAGAGGAAGAUUGCUGCUACAUUGUUUGGAGAACCCCCAAGCUCAACCAUCCAGGAUGCACUGCAGAACUUCCUCAAGGCAGAGGAGCUCUGUCCGAAGUACUCGAAGUUCAACUAUGUGUUUUUAGCCAAGUGUUACAAAGACCUGGGCCAGAAAACCCAAGCCAAGAAGAUGUGUGAAUCUGCCUCUGCUAUGAGCAUAGUAACUAAAGAGGAUGAGGAAGCACAGAAGGAGCUGGCCUCUCUUCUCUUGUCACUUUAGUCUCUGGAAAGAAUCCCUGGGCUCUUCAUGUGUGUUCUCGUUUGGCAUUGUUGUGAUGACGGCGCUGGACUCAAGGCAUUUUGUCACUUUUUCACACAUUUCUGCUGAGUGGAGAUUAACAUUAACAUUAAGAAUGACUGCACUUUGAUGAUGGUGUGCUUAUGAAGAGUACAGCAGAUAACGUAUGAACUCAGUUAGUGGAGUGUCCUUUUAACAAUAACUUGGUAUAAAUUUAGACUGUUUCUAACCUAAAGAAUAUUUUAGUGCCCAUCAACUCUGCAGUAGGGCUACAGUAGGCCUUGGAGAUGAUAUCUAGAAACAGUCACUGGGGGUUUUUACAGUGACCUGCACUGUAAGUUGUUCCAGAGUUGAGGCAGCUUAUGUUCUUUUUGUAUUAACUGUUUUCAUAUUUGUGCUCAUUAAAUCUCACAUUAUUAGGUGUAACAUUUAAUAAUGUGCUUCAGUCCCUUUCUAAUCACUCCUGUCCAGCAAGUUCUAAUGGUAACAUCACACAGAGCACAAACGUCCAUCCACCUGUGGACGUUCAGCACCUCCUUCUUGUCUGUUUCUUUAUCACUUUAUCAUAUCAGGUGAAAUCCUACCUACCUAACACUUUCCUUUUCACAACUGUGCAGAUCUCCAUUAUCUUUAGAGGGCUGGGAAACAUAUGGUGCUUUUACUCUUAAAAUCUCAUCAGAGCCUAACACUAGUAUAGCAGCAUAUUGUUAGAUCUAUCCCAUGUCUCCCCAUGUGUACUCAUAUCAGUAGCAUUGUCUUAGCAGGCUGACGGCUGAGCCAAAAAUGUUGCUUCAUCAUUUUUUGGAGCUUGUUUUCAUUUUUCUUGCUUUAUGGAGCUGCUGGGUCACACUAUUUAAACACACGUAAUUCUGGGACAGACCUGUGGAAGGUCAAUGGUAACUAAGAAGGAAAAAGUCUUGAUGUCAUUGUCUUUUAACAUCUGGAAAAAGGGCUUUUCAGUUAUGAGGCCACAUGUUCAUCAUAAUGAAGCAACAAUGCUUCCAAAAGUGUAUGAGGUAAUAUUUAUACUCAUCAUAUUCCAUGCUGUUUUUAUAGUUAAAUUUGAAUGUUAAAUGUGGACCUCUACAGAUUUAAAGGUAGAUGUGUAUGGCAAAUGUUUUCAGCCAAAAUUUCCUGAAAAAUAAGCCCUGUUUUUCCAUAUCGCACUGAUAAACACUGGUGAGCCAGCAAUCAGAAAGCCAUAGGUUCAAAUCCCAGGAAUGCCUGGGUAUACCUGGUUGUAACCUUGGGCAAAGCAGUCAAUUCCCCUCCCCCUACCUUGGUGACACUGUGCUGCUCCCAGGCUGGGCAUAGUUAGACAGCAAAAUGUAGAAUCAAUUACGUACAUAAAACCUAAAAAUCCCAGCACUGUAUUUUGCCACAGCCUUUUGCCUGUUGUGAAUUUGCAACAUUCAUACUGAUAAGCCGUAAUGUUUUAUCUUCUAACUUGCAUUCCAUUACUAAAAGGCAUAGGGAAGCAGAACCAUUUGAAGAUGUUCAUCAUUUUCAGUUAUGGAAAUAUUUUUUGACUUAUUUGUUUUUGAAACCAGUCGCCCCCAAACUGUAGCCACUAUUUGGAACUGUAGUGUUAAAAGAUAUUAUUUUAGUAAAGAGUCUUUUUUUUUGGGUUAUUGUGCUAAAUCUUUGAUCUGGUGAUACAUUUGAUCAUUUUUUGUAUCUCUAGAUAUGUACAUUUUAGAUGUUUUUGUUUUUGUCUGUCUGUGUUUUAGACACUACAAUUGUUCUAGGUUUACCAAAGAUAUGGAGGAGUCUUUUGGAAGUCAUAUGAUCAUAUUAUUCUCCUGUUUUCUUCAAUACUCGUGUAAUAUAUUAUUAUUGUCAUGUGAUUUGAAAUUAUACUGUUUUGAGAUUAUAGCUGGCAAAUUGGCUUUUACUCUGUCAUUUUAAGUAUAUACUUUUUUGAGCCACUAAUAAGAAUGUAUUUUGCUUUCUAAUCUAGAGGGUUGUUGGUGUAUUCUGCAGAACUGCAGCAGUCAGUAUACUGUAUAUUCUUGUAAAUAGAAAAUAUAUGUAUGUAACAAUCCAUAAUCUAUGUAAGGUUAUUGAUUUACUCUAAGUGCUGUUAGUUGCCCAGUAUCAUUAGAACAGCCGAAAAAGGCACGUAUUGUAUGACUGUGGCUAAAUCGGUAUAAUAGUUCCUGUGGUUUAGUCUCAUUCUAACUGACAAAAUUGUGACUGAAAAUGUCUUGCUGAAGACAACUGGACUAUGAAUCAAAUGAAGACCUGAUUUGAUUUUGGUUGCACAGUGAACCUUUGGACACUCUAGCCAUUGCUGGAAUUUGGCUCUGACACCAGGAAAGUAAUAAAGGCCGGAAAACAACACAGAAGCAGCAUAGACAGACUUUUCAGGCACAGUGACCUCUUUACUGUUGCUCUCUUUCCUCAUUCAUUCUUCGUCUCACGCAGUGGACAGCUGGAACAGGAACUAAUUACAGGUCAUGUGGACAGAAGGCCAUCAUCACUUGACUGUCAGUUCCAAAGGGAAGUGACUCGUUCGCCUCUGCACAGCUAUUUUUCCCAUGUGGUUGCCAAUUUGGACGGUACUUUGAAAGGACAUGAGUUAAUCAGUGUCCAAGCUGGAGCUAGUCAGCACUUUACUCACAGAGCUACUGUGCAGCUGUGAGGUUUUGGUUUCUGUUUCAACUUUAAAGUAAAUAAUAAAAUUUACAUUCUGAUGAA
Molecule: messenger RNA, 4043 nt
Organism: Pygocentrus nattereri (red-bellied piranha)
Lineage: Eukaryota; Metazoa; Chordata; Actinopteri; Characiformes; Serrasalmidae
Product: regulator of microtubule dynamics protein 2
Exons: 11
Coding region: 99-1325 (408 amino acids)
Cellular component (GO): mitotic spindle pole; spindle microtubule; cytoplasm
Molecular function (GO): microtubule binding
Source: RefSeq, a predicted model, not a curated record